This is a messenger RNA of Poecilia latipinna (sailfin molly), 1477 nucleotides long. Its product is annotated as protein transport protein Sec61 subunit alpha-like 1. The record is from RefSeq and is a predicted model, not a curated record. NCBI's taxonomy places the organism in Eukaryota, Metazoa, Chordata, Actinopteri, Cyprinodontiformes, Poeciliidae. The coding region runs from base 19 to 1038 and encodes 339 amino acids. Gene Ontology annotation, cellular component: membrane. Gene Ontology annotation, biological process: protein transport. The transcript is spliced from 7 exons.
CAGGCCAUUGUUCAUGUGAUGACUGGCAUGUAUGGAGAUCCAUCAGAGAUGGGUGCAUCGUUCUGUUUGCUCCUCAUCAUUCAGCUAUUUGUAACCGGGCUGAUUGUGCUGUUCCUGGAUGAAUUGGUCCAAAAGGGCUAUGGUCUCGGUUCAGGAAUCAUUCUGUUCAUUAUCACCAUCUUCUGUGAGACCAUCGUGUGGAAGGCUUUUAGUCCCACCACUGUGAACACAGGAAAUAACACAGAAUAUGAGGGAGCAGUCAUCGCUCUUUUUCAUCUUCUUGCCACAAAGCCUGACAAACUGGAUGCUCUCAACGAGGCCUUCUUCAGGCAGAACCUCCCCAACCUCAUGAACCUCAUUGCUACAGUAUUUGUCUUUGCCGUAGCUAUAUAUUUUCAGGGAUUCAGAGUCGAUUUGCCCAUCGAAUCUUCUCGCUACUGUGACCAACAUUACACAUACUCCAUCAAGCUUUUCAAUACCUUCAACAUUCCCAUCAUCCUGCUGUCUGCUUUGGUCUCCAACCUGUAUGUUAUCUCCCACAUGCUUUCCACACGCUUCAGUGGGAAUUUCGUAGUUAAUCUGCUUGGAACGUGGUCUAACACAACAUCAGGUUCUCCAGCCCGUGUUUAUCCUGUUGGAGGACUUUGCUACUACUUCUAUCCACCAGAGUCUUUUUUUUCAGUCCAGGCUCUAAUUUACAUCUUUUUCAUGCUCGGCUCAUGUGCUGUUUUCUCCAAAAGUUGGAUUGAAGUUUCAGGCUCUUCUGCAGAAGAUGUAGCAAAACUGCUGAAGGAUCAGCAGAUGGUGAUUAGAGGACACAGUGAAACUUCAAUGGUUCAUGAACUGAACAGGUACAUUCCAACUGCUGCUGCCUUUAGUGGACUUUGCUGUGGUGGUUUAUCUGUGAUGGCGCACUUCCUCGGUGCCUUUGCCUCUGGCAACGACAUCCUGGUGGUUGUCAUCAUAAUCUAUGAAUAUUUUGAAAUCUUUGUGAAAGAACAAAGUGAAGUAAGCAGGAUACGGGCAUUACUCUUCUAAAAAUAAUAUGUCAUCCUGACAUAUUUUGCUAACUUCUAUUAUUUUUUUCUGUUUUUACCUUCUGUUCUUUCUUUACAGUCAUGAACUGUAUCUGUUCAUAUUUGGAUUUGAGGGCUUGAAAACUUUUGCGACAGAAGGACAUCUGCAGCUCAGACUUCAUCUUCACCUCUGACUGGAAUAGAGGGCUUGAAGACUUGUUUUAGAUAAUGUACCUUAAUAUUUUCAUUUCUUCAAAUUGUGUAAUUUUUCAAAUUAAAAUCUUUUCUGUGGGUUAAUUAGUAUUAAACAAACAUAGGUUCCAUAUUUGUACUGAAGUUUGAUGCCCACAUUUUGGCCCAACAUGGCAGCCAAGGUGUCAGUAUGGUGCUGGGUGGUUGGCACCACCAACCAUCAUCAAUGUUUUUCCAGCGAUUUUCUAGUUGAAUACAGAACUAAUUUA